Molecule: messenger RNA, 6977 nt
Organism: Contarinia nasturtii (swede midge)
Lineage: Eukaryota; Metazoa; Arthropoda; Insecta; Diptera; Cecidomyiidae
Gene: Root
Product: rootletin
Exons: 18
Coding region: 110-5869 (1919 amino acids)
Source: RefSeq, a predicted model, not a curated record
UGGACGGAAUGUCCAUCAUCCGGAUUUAACGGAACGAAAGUCAAAACCAUUGGAUCGAUCAUCGUUUCGACGAAAUAAUUUGGGAAGUGGUGGAACUAGUGCAAAGACAAUGGCACAUUCACCAAAGCAUUCAGCAACAUCAACACAUGAAACAAGUUCAUUGCUUCGACAAAAUCAAGAGUUACGUGAUCGUUUGGGUACAUACAAACAGGCACAGCAAAAUCAAGCGGCGCUUGUAGCUAGACUUCAGUCCAAGGUGUUACAGUACAAACGAAAAUGUAACGAGCUUGAGGAUCGCAUGUGUGAUACUGUACUGCCACCAAGUCCGAAACCUAUUAAGUCAUACGGGGGUGGUGGUCAGUAUGUAAGCGGUCAUUCACCGCCGAUGAGUUUACCGUGCAUGACAACCACAGAACAGCAAAAAGAAUUCAUUGCACCUUGUGCUCAGGACGAUAUUCUAAAUAAACUUGAAAGUGAUAAACUGAAGUGUGAGCAUUUAUUAGUGCGGAAUGAGCAAUUGCGACAACAACUGCAAGAAUCACAUCGAACCAAUUUAGCAUUAACAAAUGAUUUACACAAAUUAACCAUUGAUUGGGAUCAUUUACGAGAUGAAAUGGCUCACAAAGAAGACGAAUGGAAAGAAGAAGAGCAGGCAUUCAACGAUUACUAUAGUUCGGAGCAAAAUCGUUUGAUUGAAAUGUGGCAGGAUGUGGGAUCGGUACGUAAAUCUUUCCGUGACUUGCAAUUAACGUUGAAAUCCGAUUUGAGCCGAAUGCAACAAGACAUAUCUGGUGUAAAUCGUGAAUUAGCCAAUGCAUGUGGCUUUGUCGCUGAUCAAAUUCGACAAAAUUCUGAGAAUGAGGACGCAUAUCAAACCCAAACCGAACGCACAAUUCACGAAUUAAAAACUCAAGUCGAUGCAUUGAAAUUACAAAAUGAAACAUUCAAACAUGAGCUUGCCCAACGCGAACAACAUUUGAAAAAUGUUUUGGGUGAUUUGAAAAAUUGGGAAGCACGAUGCAUUGAUUCUGAAAAUAAUGCUGCACAAAAUACACGUUUAUUUGAUGAAAUUGAUCGUUUAACUACGGCUUUGAGGGAUAUUGCACAAAUUGUUGUUUCAGAUGCUGAAUCAAAACAAGACGGUGGCUUUGUUGAUACCCAACAUAUGCAUUUAACACAAUCACUACCAUUGCCACCAAAAUCACCGAAACGCGGUGGAGUUCGCACAUCACAAGCAUUUGCCGAAGGUACAAUUUCAGCUGUUCAAGCGGUUCUGCAUAAAUAUCAACUGGUCAUUCAUGAUUUGCAGGUAAAACUGGAAACAAAUUCAAAUGAAUUGUAUUCAACACAGAAGCAAUUAGAUGAAUCGCAAAAUGCACGUGAAAUUAUUACCACUAAAUUAAUGGAGUUGACUAGUAAAAUGGAUGCAACAAAUAAUCAACUGUCUGAAUUGAGUAAAGAACGUGAAAGUUCACAACGUACAAUGGAAUCUUUGCGAAGUGAAAAGCAUACAAUUGACAAGGAAAAAGUUGAAUUAAACUUAAUGAUUGAAUCGCUUAGCAUUGAUUUCGAAAAAUCACAAACGGCUAAGAAUCACUUACAAAAAUUAUACGAUGCAUUAAUCGAGGAGAAGAAAAUGCUCGAUCUGGAUUUGCAAUGUGUUCGAAAGGACAAAGAAAUCACUGAAAUGAAUUUGAGAGCCGAAGAAUCAAGGAGUAGUAAUUUGCGUGAAGAUACAAUUAUAUUGAGAGAAGAGCUAAAUAAAUUAUAUUUAGCGCGUGAUUUGCUAGAACAGCAACGUAUCGAAUCAGAAGAAAUGCUAACCAUAUCUGAAAAGCAACGAGCCGAUCUCGAGAGUCGUCUUGAACGUUUGCACUUGGAAAGUACCGAUGUUAAGUAUCAACUCGAAAAAUCGAGUUCAUCAAAUACGCACAUAACUCAGGAAAUAAAAGAUCUCAAUACCAAAUUAAAUGAAUUGGAAUUGGAAAGAGGUAAUUUGAAGGCUCAAAUUAUAGAUCAGGCUGCGGAUAUUGGAUCACUUAAGAAAGAACUUAUUGCGGCCGAACAAAUUCGUCUUGACAUUGACGCCGAAAAGAUGUCGGUGACAGAAAAAUUGAAAAUCUGUGAAAUAAACAAAGAAAAGGUUGAAUUGGAAUUGAGUCAAUUAUCACGCGAACGAAGCGAUAUUUUUAAUCAAUUGGCUCUUAUGACUAAUAAAAAAGAUCAAAUUGCCGAAGAAGUAAUGCGGCUACAACAGCGUUUGAAACAGUUAUCCGAAUGCAAUGAUCGUUUAAAUCGAAAUUUAGAGAAUUUGAUGAAAGAAAAUGAAGACAAACUUAUUUUGAUUGAAUCACAUGAAAAGGAAAUUCAAAGGCAACAGGAACACUUUGCGGCUCUUCGUUCAGAGAAGGAGGGACUCGAAGGUAUCCUAUUUGAUACUAACACCAAUUUGGAAGCUUCACAGAAUCGAUGUGAACAACUUGAUCGAGAAGUGCAUGAAUUAAUUUCCAAACAAGAAACAAUGAAAAACAAAAUUGCGCAACUGUUAAAAGAAUUGGAAAGUAAUGAGCGUCGUUUACAAGAGACAAAAACGCAAAUGAAUAAUUCUUUGAGCAAUCAAGAGGCCGAAUUUUUGCAAAAAUGCAAUUAUCUAAAGCAAUUAGGCGAGGAUAAUUUGAAAAAGUGGAACGAUGAAAAAGAGCAAUUGAAAAAUGCAGCUGAAAGUCGAUUGCAUAAUUCAUUGCAAGCGCUUGAAACGAGUAAAGAUGGUGAAAUUUUUACGUUAAAAGAGCGUUUGGAUUCAUUGCAAUUACAUUUGGAUUCAGUAUGUCAACAGCAUGAAGAAGUCUUGAUUCGUUGUGAAAAUGAAAAACAGCAAGCCCUACUAUUAGCUCAUCGCGAUAAGCAAGCGAUUGCCGAUAAAUUAGAGCAAACUCAACGUGAGCUUAAAACGGAAAUGGAAAAUUUGGAACGAUUGCGUCGAGAAUUUGCUGCCAAAACGGAUCGUGAUCGCACCACUAUAAAAUCAAUUAACGAUGACUUGGUAAAAUUGAAAACGAAAUGCGAAGAACAAAAAUUAAGAGCCGAAGAAGAUUUACGAAAGACGGAUUUAAUGUUAAGUUCGAUGACGUCCGAACGUGAUUUGGCGCUAAAAGAAGUGGAAAAUCUUAAAACUCAAAUAGGUUUGAGCGAAGAUCGUUACAAUAGUGUGACCGCCCAAUUACAAGAAACCAUUCGAAAACUUAAAGAAAAUGAAAACUUAACGGAAGGACUACGAAAAGAAUUGAUCGAUUCGCGGCGUUUAUUGGCCGAAUCAAACAUUGAACGUGAUAAAUAUGUUAGUACAAACAAAGAAUUACGCGAUCAUAUUAAAUGUGCAGAAGGACAGCGGCGAGAACAGGCUCGUAAUUUAGAAGAAGCACUUCAAAAGGUGGCUAGUCUAGAAGACUCAAGAAAUUCACUUGAAAAUGAUCGAACACGCAUCGCAACGCUAUUGAAGGAAACACAAAACAACAUGACCAAAUUAAAUCAAGAACAUCAAGCGGCACAGGCCAAUAUUCAAAAAUUACAACAAAGCGCGGGCAAAAAAGAAAUGAUGGGCAAUGAAUUACAGGCUCGCUUGUCCAGUGAAACAGAUGAACGUGAAAGAAUUCAACAAGAACUUUGUCAACUAAAAAAACAGAUGGCGGAGUUGGAUGAAACGUUAGAGAAUACACGCCAAGAUUUGGGCCGAACACGUUGCAAAUCCAAUCAAGACGAACAUCGAUGGCAUACACGUGAACAAGAGCUGUUGGGCCGGCUAGAAGAUGGUCGGGGCCGUGAAAAAUGCCUUGAAGAUCAAAAACAUAAUUUGGAAGUGUGUUUGGCCGACAGCACACAGCAAAUUCAAGAGCUUAAAGCUCGACUUGGUGGAGCUGAGAGUCGUGUUCGAGCACUUGACGAACAACUUGUACAAAUGGAAUCAUGUAAAAAGGAUAUAGAACAUAAGCUUACAUCGGUUCUACAUACUUUAAAACGAAUUGCUGGAAUUCAAUUUGAUGGAACGGUUACUGCUCCACACCAUCGCUUGCUUUCACCAUCGAGGAGAUAUAGUCCAGCACGGUCAUCUGGUAUCGAUUAUGAUGGACGUAAUGAGUGUUGUUUGUAUGACAUUGAUCCAGAAUUGAUUCGAAAAUCAGUUCGAAAAUUGAUGCAACAAGUGGCUCAAGUAGAACGUGAAAAGGAAGAGUACAAAGUUCAAUUGCAAACAGCCCGAAAGGAGCUUGAUGAGGCGGCAAAUCAACAAACUCGAAGUGAAAAUAAAAUAUCGAAAUUACAACAAAUCCUACGAAAUGCAAAUGAUGAAAAGGCUAAUUUGGAGUCAAAAUUGGCUCAAAAACAACUGGCACUACAAGGCAUUGAUGAUGCACUCAAACUCAAAAACGAUGAGCUAAAUGCGUUAACUGAUAAACACAAGAGUUUGGAGCUUCAAUUCUCAAGCCUAGCUGAACAAAAAUCACAAACAGAAGAUCGACUAGAAAAAUCAAAGCAAAAUGAAAAUAAAUUGGAGCAUGAGAAACGUCAUCUUUUGGAUGAAAUCGCUAGAUAUGAGGCUCGGAGCAAGAAACUUGAUUUACAACGUAUUGGUUUAGAGGGUGAUAUUCAACGUAUGCAAAUGACAUUGCAAGAAAGGGAAAACAAUUUGCGAAACUAUCAAGAACGAUUAGAGAAUCAGCAGCGAUCAGCAGCUCAAAUUGAAGAUAGGUGUGUUGCUUUAAAAACCUCUGUUGAUCAGCUCAAAGAGCGUUUACAAAAUGCGGCUAUUCUUGAAACAGAGCUUCGUGGUGAAUUGAACUGUUUGCAAAAAGAGCGAUCGGAACAAGGUCAUACAUUGACUGCAACACAAGAGAAGAUGAAGCAUAUGCAAAAAGUCUUGUCAAACUGUGAAAAUGAACGUCGUAUUUUGACUGAUCGCUUGGAUACCACACAGGCUACACUAAAUGAACAACAUCGUGGACAACAAUCACAGCAGGAUGUGAUUCAGCGUUUACAAAAUCAAGUGGCCGAACUAGAAGUGCAAAAAUCAACCAUUGAAGCUCAACUACGCAUUGCUAAAUGGAAUCAAGGCAAUAGCGACCCAGAUAGUUGUGUUCAUCAUAAUACGGACGAUGUUUCUAGUCAACUAUUGAAAGCGCAACGUGAAAAGAAUGAACUUCGUCUGAAAGUUGAAAUGUUAAAUGAAAAGUUGCGUCAUGCUGAAAGCAAUAAAUUAAGCAAAUUUUCAGAGAAUCGCGCAUAUGACUGUCCAGAAAAGGUCAAUUUGAGCAACUUUGAAUAUGAUUCGAAUAAAUUUGAAGAUGUCUGUCAAAAGGAAUGCAAUAGUUCUGAACAUAUUAGUUGGAGACAAGAAAAUCAUGAUCUAAAAAUUAAAAUUCGACGAUUGGAAACAUUGCUAGCCGAAAAAGAUGCAGAAUUAAUGCGAUUGAAAACGAAACUUAUCGAGAGUUCGAAAUGCCCGAUGGAUGACAUUGAAAGGCAUCGAGCAGCACAAUUGAAAUCAGAACGUCUAUUGGACAUUCGUGAACAGCAUCAUCGACAGCAAAUUUCGCAAUUGGAAAAUCAAAUUCUUUUGUUAAAAGAGCAACUGGCCCAAGAAGCAAAAAGACGGCAGCAAUAUAUUUUGCGAAGUUCACGCGCUGGCCAAGAGAUGAAACAAUUGCGACAAACACUCGGUGAUUCCCUUAGACACAUCGCGCAAGAUCCAAUUGAUCCUGAUUUAUUGGAGAAUGAGACAAGAAGAUUAGAUAGUGCCGUUUCGCUGAGUCUUCCACAGACCACUGGUACCAGCCAACACUAUGAUAUUGGUAGAAGUCCACGUGCACCAUACUAAAAUUAUAACACUUCAUUGAAAACACUGCCACAAUAAUAAAUUUAAUAUACUAAUGGUUUUCUAAUACACGCACGAUGACAAUUCUUUCAAAAAAAUAAAAGAAAUAAAAAUAAAUAUAGAGGUAAAAUAAAAAAUAUGUUCACUCUACCUCGCCACUUUGUAAUGAAUCUCUUGGAAUCCACCGACCCUGAUCACCCUGAAUUCUGGCCAGCUUACCGUAAUUAAAAUCUCUUAAUAUGGAUCAAUGUUUUCCAGGGGCUAUCUUCGGCACACAAUAUUGAUUUUGUACUUUAAAUAUAAAGGUGGUGCUUUGCUCUCAAUUGGGUCAGAAUAAAAAGCCGACUUGUACACAGAGUACAUGAAAUGGUACUUUUUUGUUAGAAUUGAUCGUGUUAAUUAUCAGAGUUCUCAACUCCGAUCGAGCACCGCCCCCAUAUUUAUACUAUUGUAUACAAAAUUUUAUCCGUACAUUUUUGUAUUCGAUGCGGCCAAUCCAUUGUUUGCAUUAAAUUUAAAAUAAAUAAUCUCACCAAGUUUGAAGAAAUUUCAAUACAAAUUAGGGGUACCUCCCAUACCAAAUUUUCGACUUAUGAACCGCCUUGAGCAAAAGUUCAACUUAUUACUGCAUAGAUUUGAAUUUUAGUGAAAUUCUAUUAUAUUAACUGUUACUAAAUAAUAAUAAUUAAUUACUAAUAAUAUUUUAUUAUUUCUUUGUCGAACAUUUUUCGAGAGUCGAGCGCUAUCCAUAUAAAUACAUUGUGACGUCACACAUCUUACACAGAAACGACAUCUUUGUAAAACAGGCUAACUACAAUGUAAACGUAUAGCGAGAGGAGAAGGGAGUAAAUAAAAAGGGGAAACAGAUACGUUUGAUUUACAUUGUGGUUAGUCGGUUAUUAAUAGAUGGCGUUUAAAUAGUGUGCCCUUAUUGCGCUUGACUCUCGACAUUUUUAUGAUCAAUCAUUUCAGCGCAAAGAACCAACAUCACUUCAACGUGUGUGCACAUAUGUUGAUAAAAUAAACACGUAUUUUAUAUUUAAUUGUUGAAAGAAAGCAAAAUUUGCACAAAAUAAAUUCCGUUUGUUGAAAAAUACUGAAUUCAGAAUGU